AACCAGUCAUAAAUUAUUUACAAACAACCUUGUGUAAAGUGAUUUAUACUGGUUACACUCUCUACAUUGGUGUGGUCUCUUUACUUGAUAAAAUCCGAGAUGCAGAACACAGCAAAAAGUAGGGUCACACUGUGGCAGUUAUGUAAAAGGAUCAACAUAAGAGGCAAUCUCCAGGUUCAGCCACAGCGGACAAAAGUUCUGUCUGUGGAAAACAUGAACCCCCAUGUUAAGAAUAUGGAAUAUGCUGUCAGAGGGCCGAUAGUAAUCCGAGCAGGUGAAAUUGAGCAGGAAUUGGCAAAGGGUGUUAAGAAACCAUUCAGUGAAGUUGUACGAGCAAACAUCGGAGACUGCCAUGCUACUGGACAGAAACCAGUCACCUUCUUGAGACAGGUGGUUGCUAUAUGUACAGAUCCAGACAGAUUGAUGAAUGAUCCCUCAUAUCCAGCAGAUGCCAAAGACAGAGCAAGGAGAAUACUGGAUAGCUGUUCUGGAAAAAGCAUUGGUUCAUACAGCGACAGUUCAGGUGUUAGGGUGAUAAGAGAAGAUAUUGCCAAGUAUAUCACAGAGAGGGACGGCCAUCCUGCUGACCCAGAUGAUAUUUUCCUUAGCACAGGAGCUAGUGACAGUAUCAAGACAAUUUUGAAACUGCUAAUGACAGGAGAGUCUGGGAAAGACAGGGCUGGAGUUAUGAUCCCCAUACCACAAUACCCACUGUAUACAGCUACCAUUGCUGAAUAUAAUGCUUAUCCUAUUGGUUACUACCUGGAUGAAUCCAAUACCUGGGCAUUAAACAUUCCUGAAUUAAAGAGAGCUAUCACUGAGGCCAGAGACCACUGUAUACCGAGGGCCAUUGUUGUCAUUAACCCUGGGAAUCCUACAGGUCAGGUAUUACCAAGACAGAAUAUUGAAGAGAUAAUAAAGUUUGCCAAAGAAGAAAAUCUUUUCCUUUUGGCAGAUGAGGUAUAUCAGCAUAAUAUAUAUGCCCCAGGUUCAGAGUUCCAUUCAUUUAAGAAGGUAUUAACAGAGAUGGGUCCAGAGUACAACCAGUUGGAGCUCGCUUCCUUCAUGUCCACUUCAAAGGGAUAUAUGGGAGAAUGUGGUUUCCGUGGAGGGUACUGUGAGGUGAUUAACCUUGACCCAGAUGUCAAGGUCAUGCAGUUGAAAUCUAUCUCUGCCAAGCUAUGUUCUGCUGUUGCUGGACAGGCUGUGAUGGAUGUUGUAGUGAAUCCACCCAGACCUGGAGAACCAUCUUAUGACCUCUUUAUGAAGGAGAAAGACUUUGUUUUAGGCCAGCUUAAAAAGAAAGCACAAAUGGUGACAGAGACAUUUAAUUCUAUUGAGGGAAUCUCCUGUAAUGUUGUACAAGGAGCUAUGUAUGCUUUCCCAAAUAUCAAAAUGCCGCCAAAAGCUAUAGAGGCAGCUAAGGCUGCAGGCCAGAAACCAGAUGCAUUUUAUUGCUUCCAGUUGCUAGAGGAAACAGGUAUUUGUGUGGUACCCGGCUCUGGAUUUGGACAAGUAGAGGGAACCUAUCAUUUCAGAACGACCAUUUUACCACCACUAGAGAAUCUGCAAAGAAUGUUAGAGAAGUUCAAAGUGUAUCAUGAAAAGUUCUUAAAGAAAUAUAAGUGAAUAUCAGGACUCAGUUCAAAUGUUGAGAUAAAAAUACACGAGUGUGUAGUAAAUCUCUGUCAUUGUAUAAUGAUAAUUAUGUGCUAAAAAUUGUCUAAUGAAUUAUUUGAGUAGCUCACCUCCUAAAAACACCUGUUCUUUUACAGGAAUAAGGUUUAAUAUAUGCAUCUGAAAUUUGAGUAUGCUUGCAAUGUUUUGAAUUUAGGGUCAUAUAAUCCUAUAUGUUAGUUAUAUAUACACUGGGACCCCGUUAUAACGCUGUCGUCGGGGUCCAAGGUUCGAGACCCGCGGAUCUAGCAGGGUUAAAUUUAUAACGCGGGUUGAUCGUAUCAGCGGUAUAUGCAAUACCCCACCCACAGGUAACGUAUUUUGGACGCUGUUUUAUGUUAAAAAGAAAUAAGAUUCAUAUAAACGGAACAUUUAUUUUCCUUAAAUGCUACUGAAAAAUACAUUAAAAGAAUUUUAACGCUGUGUCAUCUCAUUCUGUCGUGAUUCUGAAAGAAAGGUGGAAUUGUGUAUCCCGGAAGUAUAUAAACAUAUAUAACGCUGUGUGAGACGUGCGCGGUCGUGAGAAUUACAUGCAAUGCAUGUAAACACUGGGGGUAUAUGUAACUAAAAGAGAAAAAACGCUGACAGUCUUAAAAAAUCUAAUUCUGAAUACAUGAAUAAAAUCGAUAAAUAAGAUAGAAAUUUUUUUAAUCACCGCCGUUGAUAUUAAAAAGGGAGCACAUUCUCAGUAUGGCUUUCAGUGCGUCAAAUCUUCGUUAAUUCCGAUGAACUGAGUGUAAUGAUUACGAAAAACGGCUGAAGUUUAUUACAAAACUGGGCCUGUUGUUCGAUUUUUUAAUCACUCAAGUGAUCAUGUCAUCCGCUUAAUUGGUGCAAACUUAAACGGUUUGAUAGUUUACUGACCAAUGUUACACGCUUGUUAUGCAAACAAUCUAAUUUUGACACGGUACUGAUUGCCUAAUUGUCACAUGUCUACAAGUAAUCAAACUUUAACAGUUUUAACGCUGGUUAUGAUCAAAUUAAGUAACAUCCGCGGACUCAUUUUUUUUUUUUUUUUUUUUUUUUAUCGAAAAUUCCGGCGCCAUCAGCCUACCGCGUUAUAACGAAUACCGCAGUAUAUCGAGUAGCGUUAUAACGGGUUUCGAGUGUAUUUGCUUCAAAGAUGCAGAUUAAAGCCAUCCAUCAGGUUUAUGUCAAGUUUCCUAAAUUUUGAAAUGUUUUCAUUAACUAUUUAUCACAAUAGAACAAAAUGUCAUAGUUGUUUUUUUUUUUCAAUGACAUUUUAAUGUUCCUCUGGAGUUACGUCCCUUUAUGAAAGAUCAAAACCUGCCUUAGUGGCCACCUGUAUUAAGGAGCCAGUCAGCUAACUUCACAAAUUGACAUUUUGUUCUAUUUCAACUUGUCUUUAGCAGCCACCUGUCUUAUGCUGUCAGAUUGUCAGCCCCUUGACUGGCUGCUUUGCACAGGUUUUGUUUCACUUUCCUUACUAACAGAGAGCAUGCUUAUAUAAAAACUGUAUGGCGUUUAAGCACUUAGUUAUGAAAACAAAUGUUACUGAGUAAAUGAUCUUGUACUUCUAUAUGAUUUUUAUUCCACUUUCUUGUUUAUCGGAUAUGAAUGUAAUUGUGCUGUAAAUUUUUUGUUCAGUAGAAAUUGGUCAUAUCAAAUUGGUUGUGGAAGAUGCUGGCUUUAGGUAUUUAUAAAAACAUUGAUUGCAUGUAUGGUCAUGCUUCUGGUGUGAGAUGUUUGCAAAUGUGUUUGUCUUGAACAGUAACAUUUUAUUUUUUUGCAGUUACAGCUGUAAACAUGUACUGCUAAGUUGAGUGUUUUUCUGUUAAAAAUGUUAAAAUCGAACUUUGAUAGGCUGGAAGUUAGGCUUAAUGUCUUUGUCCAGAUAAUUUAGAAUAAAAGCUGGAUCACAUAUACAGAAACUUAAGAUAUGCUACAAGUAAAUGACAAUACACAUGUAUGUGUUUUAGUUAAUGAGCCUGGCAUAAUUAUUAUCAUUCUAAAAUAAAAAUGGUUCCGUGUGUAAUAAUUCCAAGUAUUUUGAUAUAAGCUUGAAGUUAGUGUUCUCUUUAAUCAUGAAUAAAUAUCUAAAAUGUAAACUCAUUUAUCUAAAAACAUGGGAGAAAAUAGGUAAAUUUUCAUUUGUGAAUUUUCAUCUGCUAAAUUUCUAUAAUGAACUUGUCCAUCUUUCGAUUUGGACAGUACCAUUAACUGUUAAAAGGGGUGCUUACCAAAAGAUACUGACUGAAUGGCGGCAAACAGUGCAAAUCAUGAUCAGACUGCACGGAUGUGCAGGCUGAUCAUGAUCUACACUGGUCGCAACGGCAGAAACAGUUGUAUCCAGCAUGAUGAGGGUUAAGAUAUAAAUGUAGCAGAACGUGCACAUGGCUUCCGUAAAAAAUGGAGCCUGCCGAAACCAUGUAUGUAGAAUACGGAAUUUAAUGAUUGGCUUUACAGGUCCACUACCUUAAACAACCUUUAGAUAUUUACAGAUAACACAACUAGAUGUCUUUCAUACUGUUAGGUACAUUCUAUUUUACAUGUGAUAGAAAUCAUGUUUUGAAUCUCUGUGUUUAUAGUUAUUGCAUAUGAAGUGCUGUGCACUGGAUUCCUGGUCUAAUUGGAUCUGAAAACUUUGCAUUUUUGAAUUUGUUUUAUUGGAAGGUUAAAUAAAAUCAUUAUUAUUUUAUAUAAGUAAUGUUAAUGUGAUUUUAUCAUUUUAUAAGCGGUAUAGAACUAUGUUAGUACUGUUGAUGUCAAUUUGAAAAUCAUGUUUGUAAGUAAAUAUAUUAUGUCAGAUCAAGUGACUUUUGCUCCUUCAGACUGUAUAUUUAGAAUAAUGUAUGUAGAGCUGUCUUCUCUGUUAGUCAAUUAGAUUCAUUCAGUCAAACCUGUGUUAAAGACCACCUCUGAACAGAGACCAUCUGGCUCUAAAGACAACAUGUUUUGUUUCCCAUUUUAACAUUUACAGUGUAUUUCAACCUGUGAAUAAAGACCACCUCCCAAUAAAGACCACAUUUUGGCUCUCCCAAUGGUGGUCUUUGUAGACAGGUUUGACUGUAGUUUUAUCCUAGGUCAAAGCAGAAUUUAAAGACCCUUUUUAAAUCAAUUUUUGUUAACAUCUGUUAUAAUAUAAAGAGUUUUCUGAUUUUGCAAACAAGAAUGUAUCAUAGGUGUCAGAAUUUGAGAAAUAUCCAAAAAUAUUGAACCCCACUGUGGUCAUGACCACGCCCCAUAUGACACCAGAACUGGUUUUUCAGGAAGUAGACUCGAGAGUGAUUCAUAUAAGACUGAAGUUUUCAGCACAAUUGGGCUUUAAAGAAUAAGUAUAAACCAAAACUGUCAUGCUUGUUUAAAUUGUGUAAUGUUAAGAGGUCUUCAAAUAUUAUGGCCAGUGUUUGCUUAUUUUAUAAUCACCAGUUUAGGUAUUCACACAGUUUUUAUGCUUUUUUAGUGAGAUGCUUGUAGAUUUUCAUCUCAACAGAGCGCUAUUUGCAGAGGGUGAACUUUUGUGACCAAAUACCAUCCAGUUUCCAUCUAUUGAUUGCUCACAAGUGUUUCUAAUGACAUCUUCUCUUAAUUUAGUGAAAGUUGAUUAAGCUUGGCUUGGAUAUUUAGAUUGUACUCUUCCAAUUUGUUCAAACAGCUGCAUGUGGCUGCACAUAGGAGCUAAAAAUUGAAACAAUUUUUGUUGAUUUCAGUUCUGAAAUAACUUUACAGAAAUGUUCCCAAGGUGACCCUUUACCAAACAUGUUCAAGUAAUCUUGAUUUGAAAAAAGAAUGCCCACCAGAAGGGGGUGGGAAGGGGUGGGAGGGGCUAGUUUUUACUGUAUGGCAAUAUGGGCAAUGUUGAAAAUCUUUUUCUUUGCAUCAGCAGGUCCAAAUUCAAAACAAUUUUGGCAGAGAUAUUCCUUUUUUAUGUGAUUACUCAUUAAGCCAGUUGCCUAAAUAAUUGGUCUACAACACUAGUCGCUAGUGAAGCGUUUGUCUUGCUUAAGCUAACCCUGUACACUAAUCCAACACCUUAAUUUCUGGUAUACAACUAUAGUGCCCACUUUCUUGCCUUAGCUGCGCUAUAUUUGUAGGUUUGGUGAGUUUGCUUUGCUUUUGGUUCUGUAUAUGAUUACAUUUAUUGUUGCUGAUAUAUCAUUUAAUAAUUUUUGUACUCUUUCUUUUUAAUAGAUGCAUUUAUGUGAUACGAAUAAAUAUUAAUUAUGUUUUAGAAUA
Messenger RNA from Mercenaria mercenaria, 5874 nucleotides. Its product is annotated as alanine aminotransferase 2-like. The transcript has 13 exons. The record is from RefSeq and is a predicted model, not a curated record. Bases 100 to 1629 code for a protein of 509 amino acids. Gene Ontology annotation, molecular function: pyridoxal phosphate binding; L-alanine:2-oxoglutarate transaminase activity. Gene Ontology annotation, biological process: biosynthetic process. Lineage: Eukaryota; Metazoa; Mollusca; Bivalvia; Venerida; Veneridae.